Engraulis encrasicolus (European anchovy) is the source of this 3183-nucleotide messenger RNA. RefSeq names its product calpain-1 catalytic subunit. The coding region runs from base 322 to 2436 and encodes 704 amino acids. Gene Ontology annotation, molecular function: calcium-dependent cysteine-type endopeptidase activity; calcium ion binding. Gene Ontology annotation, biological process: proteolysis. The record is from RefSeq and is a predicted model, not a curated record. The transcript has 22 exons. Lineage: Eukaryota; Metazoa; Chordata; Actinopteri; Clupeiformes; Engraulidae. Gene Ontology annotation, cellular component: cytoplasm.
AUGUGGCUAGAGAUUCUGCUGUGUCUUAGAGUAGACCUAUUGUUUAUUUCCCCCCAUACAUCCUGAAAGAAGAUACACCCCUGUGAUGUUUGCUGCCAAAAGCUGCCAAGGGUGACGGCGCAAGAAAUGCACCACAAGCCCUUUUGAUUUUGAGGCAGCCCUGCCCUGACACCAGACAAGCUCUGUGGGAUAGCCCCGCAGGCAGGUCGGAAUCACUUGCAUUUCCCUGGGGGGCGUUUUAUUGACAGCAAUCUAAGAUAGGCAAUAACAUUGAAGUUAUCCAACUUUAUCAUCAUCACAUCGACCCACUGUCUGUGCGCAAUGGAGGUUGUGUUUGCGGCAGGAACGGCUUUGCGUCUGCGAAGUGACAGGGACCGCAGCGAGGGUCUUGGUCAGAACGACAGAGCCAUUAAGUUUCUGGGCCAGGACUUCGAGACUCUCAGAGCUCAGUGUCUUCAAAGUAAGCGACUGUUUGAGGACAAUUACUUUCCUGCAAAGCAGUCUUCACUUGGAUUCAAGGAGCUUGCGGCAAACUCGGCCAAAACGCAAGGUGUCCGUUGGAUGCGACCCACGGAGUUCUGCUCCGACCCCCACUUCAUCGUAGAUGGAGCAACACGCACCGACAUCUGCCAGGGAGCUUUGGGUGACUGUUGGUUGCUGGCAGCAAUAGCUUGCCUCACCCUGAACGAGAACCUUUUGCACCGCGUGGUGCCCCAUGGACAGAGCUUCCACCAUGACUACGCAGGCAUAUUUCACUUCCAGAUCUGGCAGUUUGGGGAGUGGGUGGACGUGGUGGUGGAUGACAGGCUCCCGGUGAGGGACGGCAAGCUGCUGUUCGUGCACUCGGCCGAGGGGGCAGAGUUCUGGAGCGCACUGCUGGAGAAGGCCUACGCAAAGCUGAAUGGCUGCUAUGAGGCCCUAUCUGGAGGCUCCACCUCCGAGGGCUUUGAGGACUUCACCGGCGGGGUGACGGAGAUGUACGAGCUGAAGAAGCCUCCCUCCAACCUCUACAGCAUCAUCCAGAAGGCGGUGGAGCGGGGCUCUCUGCUCGGCUGCUCCAUCGAUAUCACCGGCUUCUUUGACAUGGAGGCGGUGACCUUCAAGAAGCUGGUGAAGGGCCAUGCCUACUCUGUCACCGGGGUGGAGGAGGUGGUGGUCAAGGGCAGUCCCGCCAGGCUGAUCCGCAUCCGGAACCCCUGGGGAGAGGUGGAGUGGACGGGAGCCUGGAGUGACGAGUCUCGGGAGUGGAGCGGUAUCGAUCCCUCUGUCAAGGCCAGACUACAUCACCGCAGCGAGGACGGGGAGUUCUGGAUGUCCUUCAGUGACUUCGUGCGUGAGUUCAGCCGGCUGGAGAUCUGCAAUCUGACCCCGGACGCGCUGCAGACCAGCCAGCUGAAGAAGUGGAACACGGCGCUCUACCCAGGGGAGUGGAGGAGGGGCAGCAGCGCCGGGGGGUGCAGGAACUACCCAGCAACAUUCUGGAUCAACCCCCAGUACAAAAUCAACCUCACACAGCCAGACACAGACAACGAAUCAGGAUGCAGCUUCGUGGUAGCCCUGAUGCAGAAGGAUCGUCGGCGGUUACGGCAGGAAGGCAAGGACAUGGAGACCAUUGGCUUUGCCAUAUACGAGGUGCCUGAUGAGUGUAAGGGCCAGUUGGGUGUCCACCUGAGGCGGGACUUCUUCUUGCGGCAGGCGUCUAAGGCGCGUUCUGAGCUCUUCAUCAACCUGCGCGAGGUCAGCUCCCGCUUCUGCCUGCCCGAGGGCGAGUAUGUCAUCGUGCCCUCCACCUUCGAGCCACAGAAGGAGGGAGACUUCGUACUCAGAGUGUUCUCCGAGAAACCCACCGAUUCCCAGGAGGUGGAUGAUGAACUGACAGCAGACGUGCCUGAGGAGGAACGACUUGAGGAGAGUCAGAUUGAUGAAGGAUUCAAAGCCCUCUUCAAAAAGCUGGCUGGAGAGGAAAUGGUGAUCACGAUAUCCAAACUGCAGCUGAUCUUGAACAGGGUUGUAAGCAAACAUAAAGACAUCAAAACAGAUGGAUUUGGAAAGGAGGCCUGUCGUUGUAUGAUAGCUCUAAUGGAUAGUAAUGGCACAGGAAAGCUGGGUCUGACAGACUUCCAUGUACUCUGGGAGAAAGUGAAAAAAUACCUGGCCAUUUUCAGGCAGUUUGACUUGGACAAGUCAGGAACCAUGAGCUCCUACGAGAUGCGCCUGGCUCUGGAGUCUGCAGGUUUCAAGUUGACCAAUCGCCUCUUCCAGCUGAUCAUCCUUCGCUAUGCCAAGCCAGACCUCAAUGUGGACUUUGACAACUUUGUCACCUGCCUCAUUCGGCUGGAGUCUAUGUUCAAGACCUUCAAAACUAUGGACACUGAUACAGAUGGAGUGGUCUCUUUCAACUUCUCUCAGUGGAUCUCUCUCACCAUGUUUGCCUAAGACACUUGAACAGUUAAAUACCCACCGACUGUUAGCCUUUGAAGUCAACCAACAAAUUUCAAGCCAAAGAUAAAUCAGUUAAAUUGACUUAAAUCCUUUAUUGCCAUUUCUUUCUUUUAGUCUGACAUUAGGAAUGUUACAAGUAAGCAGUAUAUGUAUGUAACACAAGUAUCUGGUUGUAAAAAAAAGAACAUAAUCUCUGUGAUUUACAAGUCAUCUGCAAUAUGAACCCCUGGGCAACAAUGCCUUCUCUGCCUCCUUUCUGGAUUCCCUUUGGCAUUCAUGGAUUGUGAUAUGCAAGUCAUGGACAAAUCACAGCAUUGAUAUGGAAUGUAUUUAGUUUGUCUCCCCCCAUUGGCGAGGAGGUGAAUCAUUCAAUAAAAAUAAAUAAAGCAUCUCGACAGUUCACAAAGCAUCUUAUAUAGAAACAUGAUGUAGUGCUUGGCAAAGCUUAGUAAACAUUUUUGACUAUCUUUUCAAAAGGAAGUUUUUAAAAACGGUGUAGCAAAUAGCAUAAUAAAUAGAGGAUUUUUGGAUUCAACAUAGAAAUAUAACACUUUGUACAAACAAUGUACAUUCAAAGACAUCAGCUGCCAUCUUUCAGUAACCAACCGACGGUCAUCUAUGAUUCAGCACCAUUCACAUUCACUUCGAAAAAUAAAUACAAACUACUCUCCCACACAUCCGAGAUAAAACUGGCUCUUUCUCAAUGCCCAGAGUUCUAGCCUUGCUAGGAAGUGAAACGCC